This is a messenger RNA of Carlito syrichta (Philippine tarsier), 746 nucleotides long. Its product is annotated as contactin-associated protein-like 2. The transcript is spliced from 3 exons. The record is from RefSeq and is a predicted model, not a curated record. The annotation marks the transcript as partial. Lineage: Eukaryota; Metazoa; Chordata; Mammalia; Primates; Tarsiidae.
GGAGAGGGCGGGGUAGGUGUCCAUCCCCUCCUCUCUCCCCCCUCCUUUUCCUUCUCGGUUUGAAUUUCUUAACCCCCCCCCCCCCCGCCCCCCGGCAUUACACCGGCUCACGGAGCAAGAGGCAAGACCGCGCGGAGGGAAAACGAAGGCUGAGACUCCCCUGCUGCUCUAAGCCCAGAAGAACUGAAGCCUGGCGCGGGGAGGUGAGGGGAGAAGAGGAAGAGGGAGGGGCUUGGCUUUCUCUCCUGUCUGAGGACAGCCCAUCUCCCCUGGAGAACCCCACGGAGAGCCGGACUGCCUCUCCGCAGCGAGCUUGUGGAGUACCGCGGGCCGGCGGGCGAAGGAUGGUGUCGGCUCCGCGGGCCGGCUGCGGGGCAGCGCUUUGGCUGUGGAUUGCCAGCAGCUUCCUCUGCAGAGCCUGGACGGCUCCCUCCACGUCCCAAAAAUGUGAUGAACCGCUGGUCUCAAGCCUCCCCCAUGUAGCUUUCAGCAGCUCCUCCUCCAUGUCCAGUAGCUAUUCUCCCGGCUAUGCCAAGAUAAACAAGCGAGGAGGUGCCGGGGGAUGGUCCCCAUCAGACAGUGACCAUUAUCAAUGGCUUCAGGUUGACUUUGGCAAUCGGAAGCAGAUCAGUGCUGUUGCAACUCAAGGACGAUACAGCAGCUCAGAUUGGGUGACCCAAUACCGGAUGCUCUACAGUGACACAGGGAGGAAUUGGAAACCUUAUCAUCAAGAUGGGAAUAUCUGG